Messenger RNA from Bemisia tabaci, 3041 nucleotides. Its product is annotated as kynurenine formamidase. NCBI's taxonomy places the organism in Eukaryota, Metazoa, Arthropoda, Insecta, Hemiptera, Aleyrodidae. The record is from RefSeq and is a predicted model, not a curated record. Gene Ontology annotation, molecular function: arylformamidase activity.
AUUUGUGCCUGGAGAGUAUGUAUAUGUAUAGAACGAUAAGAACAAUAUUGACUUAUUCGUAGCUCUUGAAGUUGGUUGCCUUGCAUUUUUUUCAUAAUUUAUGAAAGAGUCGUCGAGGAAAACAAUAUUCAAUAAGUUACAGUGACUUGAACAAAAUGAAUUUUAUCAGGAGAGCUUGGUUGUUAAAAUUAAGUCUGAUCUUAUCAGGUGCAUUGUCUGUUUGUGGUGAGCUGAAGGAGUUUAUUGAUUUGGGCCACGGACUCGACAAUUCUACUGUAUCGUGGGAUGAUAAAAGAACAUUUGAAUCUAAUGUAAGUCUGUUUUCGGAGCCAUUUCACUAUGCGAUGGGAGAGUUCUCGACACCUGAGCACGUUGGCACUCACUUAGACGCACCAUUUCACUUUUGGAAAGACGGCUGGAGACUUGGACAGAUCCCUUUGAAGCAUUUGAUUCUACCAGGUGUGCUGAUCGAUGUGAGUCAGAAAGUUGGCGAUAACCGAGAUUUUUUGUUGACAAGUGAAAACUUAUCGGAUUGGGAGAGGGAAAACGGUGCUUUAGAUCGAGACAAAAAAUACAUAUUGCUUAUCAAGUUUGGGUGGGGUGACAGAUACGUUAAUCGGACUGACUAUUUUGGCAUUGGUUUAAACAGUUCAAACCCAAAUCAGCGCAAUUUCCCCGGAAUUGGGGAAUCUGCAGCUAACUGGAUUGCCAGCAAAGGAAGCAUCGUUGGCGUGGGAGUCGAUACUGCGUCUGUGGACAGUGGAAAUGCUGCGAGCGCUGUUACUCACCGAAUACUAGCCCUUAAAAAUAUUUACAAUCUCGAAAAUGUUGCACUUGCUGGUAAAAAUUUGCCAUCCAAAGGAUUUUAUUUAAUAGUUUUGCCAAUGAAAUUGACGUAUGGAACUGGUGGACCAGUUCGUGUUAUCGCAGCACCAGAGUCCCUAAAUCAAAUUUAGGUUAGUUGUGUAUUAUGAACCAAUAAUUUUCCUGAUUAAGGCGCCAUUUAAGCUUAGACUUUAUGUUGACAGACACCUUAAUAUUGCUUUAAUUUUCUUGAAAACUUUAGCACAAAAUAUCUUGAAAAUUUCAGGGAUUAAUCUUGAAGACAGAAGAAGUAUUAAGUAAAAUUUGCAAGUGAUUCUGUUCAUUACUUUUACUGGAGAGGUUGGACACAUUUGAGAAGUUUGGCAACACAGUGCUUAAGCAAAAAUGGCGCUUGUGAUACUUUGGCCUGAUCAUGACGAGAUGUUCAUUUCACUUGAAUGCAUGCGGGAUGGAUAGUCAUGGGUUUGAAGCUUAGAAACAUAAAGUAAAGAUUAUAUUUUGUUGCGGAGAGAUGUAAAUUUUGAAAAAUUGACCUGAUCUGUUUCACAUCUCCUUAAACAAGAUUCAUCUGGAGUAAUUUGAUCAUGGAACUUUUACCAAUUAAAUAAAAAAAUUUCUUAAUCUGUUGAGGACUAACAAUUUAUUGGUUCAUAUUUUUGGUAAGAUAUUGGUUCAUCAGUCAUGCUUCCAAGAAAUUUAACUUAACAUUUUACAUCGUGUAAAAUUCAACAAAAAAUGUAUGUAACAAAGAUAUAAGAGUAAAAGAAUAAAAUUAAAAGGUGCCUAUGAAGAAAUGCAAGUACAAUCGUAUUUAAAAAUAUACAUGGAGGAGGUGCUGCUGUUUUGAGCAAUUUCGUCAUUCUUGGAAACUUUCUAGGUAAGAAUUUUUCUCCUCAGUUUUGUGAGAGUAGAGCUCCAUUUGAAUGAAGAAAUCCUGAAAUUACUUUUACAGGCAUUUUAACACUUUUUUACUGAGAUCAUUCUUCAGGCUUGGGACCCACCAAGAUUUUCCGGACUCUCCAUUGAAAAAUAAUUUUUAGAAAUAGAUUUAAAUUUUAAAAACAAUCAACCACUAAACAGGGUAAAAAACUCGGCACUACAGUACACAGUUUCUUAACAAAAUUUAACGCAGAACAUGUUGAAAGCAUAUCAAAAACUACCAAAAUUAACUCAUAUGUGAGAAAUGAACGUUUGCAGUAAACAUUAUAAACAGACAAUUCAAACUUUCUGCUCAAGAGAAAAUACUAGAAUCAACGCAAGCCAAAUUCGGCAACAAAAUCCACUUGGACGUUAGGCAAGUGAGUAGAGCUUGGUUUCACACAAGCUUCCUUUUCUUUCUAAUACAAGCUAUGUACCUUAAAUUAUGUAAAAAAAAUUUAGUGCCCAGGUAACUUCUUCCAUUGUAAAAUACAUCGAAAUUACUUCAGUGGACUUGGGUUUUUCUGUGAGCAAGAGGUGUGAAUUAAUAUAAACUUAAGGGUUGACUUUAGGAGGUCUUAACGAAUCCAUCAUGCUCUAGAUAAAAUUUUGAUGAGGAAACGUACAUUAGGGCUCUUAAUUUUGUAUCCUGUCUGGUGGUCGAUUCUAUUUAGCAACAUUAGAAAAGAACAAGAAAAAUUUAACAACAGAAAAAACAAACGGAAGAGUAAAAACUGAGGCGUUCAAAUGUUCAAAGCAGAUAUUAAUUAGUCCGUAAAUUGAUCAGCUAAUUUUGAGAUGAUCUAUGAAUUUUUUAUGCUCUUAAAAAGUUUCCCUGAUCAGUGGCAAAUAUUGAUUGAAAUCUCGGUGGGUGUGUAUUAUAAUGGAGAUAUGAAGUAAAUCCACAAGAUUAAAACAGAUAUAAGUUUGCCUGUUAUAUCGAAAAGCAGUGCAAAGUUCUCUUAAGAUUUAAUAUACACAUACCAACUGGACUUAGACAUUUGAUUAUUCAAGUCAUUCUGUUUAGAAUGAACACAGCAGUUUUGUGGGAUUAUUUACACUUAAUGGAGUCUUGAAUGAACAUCAAAUGAAAAAAGGAUACGAUCAGAAAAUGAUUGAAAACAAUCUCUCUUUCAACAGGCUCAACAUUCAAGACAGUAAUCUCUCAGCGAAUACCCCAAUUAUUGAAAAAUUUGAACUUUCAAAUCCCUAAAUUGCUUUCUUAUUUUAUUAUUGGUUAUGGUGAAUAAAGAUGGAUACAACAGAUUCACCAGGUAUUGGUGCAGUAAAAGUUCGAA